AGCUGGAAAACCCGGGAUGGAGCUGGAGCCACCCGAGAGCACUUCUCCCAGCGCGGAUGGGGGUGAGGGGUAGUUCUAUCCUCCUACUGUUCGCUCCUCCCCCUGAUCCCGCGCACCCCAGCUCACCCUCCAGAAGCUCCGCAGAGUUCCCUUGGGGCGCUGCAGCGGCCGAAGCCGAAGGAGCUGCGCGCUAGUCAGGACCCGGACGGCUGCGGCAGGCUGGGCAGCCUGGGCUUCGGCAGUACUAUGAAUGGCUCGGGCAUCCCGGAGGCCAAGGACACCAGCCCCGAGGGCGCUGGGGAAGGCUGGCAGCCCGAGGCGGUCCUCGUUCCCCUGCUCUUCUCGCUCAUCUUCCUCGUGGGCACCGUGGGCAACGCGCUGGUGCUGGCGGUGCUACUGCGCGGAGGCCAGGCGGUCAGCACCACCAACCUGUUCAUCCUCAAUCUGGGCGUGGCCGACCUAUGUUUCAUAGUGUGCUGCGUGCCUUUCCAGGCCACCAUCUACACCCUGGACGGCUGGGUGUUCGGCUGGCUUCUCUGCAAAGCCGUGCAUUUUCUCAUCUUCCUCACCAUGCACGCCAGCAGCUUCACGCUGGCCGCUGUCUCCCUGGACAGGUAUCUGGCCAUCCGCUACCCGCUGCACUCGCGCGAGCUGCGCACGCCUCGAAACGCGCUGGUAGCCAUCGGGCUCAUCUGGGGGCUGGCUCUGCUCUUCUCCGGGCCCUACCUGAGCUACUACCGUCAGUCGCAGCUGGCCAACCUGACUGUGUGCCACCCCGCGUGGAGCGCACCUCGCCGGCGCGCCAUGGACCUCUGCACCUUCGUCUUCAGCUACCUGUUGCCGGUGCUGGUUCUCUGCCUGACCUAUGCGCGCACCCUGCACUACCUCUGGCACGCGGUCGACCCAGUGGCUGCGGGCUCAGGUGCCCAGCGCGCCAAGCGCAAGGUGACGCGUAUGAUCGUCAUUGUGGCCGCGCUCUUCUGCCUCUGUUGGAUGCCCCACCAUGCGCUUAUCCUCUGCGUGUGGUUUGGCCGCUUCCCACUCACACGCGCCACUUAUGCAUUGCGCAUCCUUUCGCACCUGGUUUCCUAUGCCAACUCCUGUGUCAACCCCAUCGUUUAUGCGUUGGUCUCCAAGCAUUUCCGCAAGGGUUUCCACAAAAUCUGCGCAGGUCUGCUGUGCCGCGCCCCAAGACGAGCGUCUGGCCGUGUGUGCGUCCUGGCACCGGGCACCCACACUGGCAGCGUGUUGGAACGCGAGUCCACAGACCUGACUCAUGUGAACGAGGCAGCCGGGCCCCUUGUCCCUGCACCCGCACUUCCCAACCUGGUGUGUUAAAGAAGCAGAGGGACUAGCCGGGUGUGGUGGCGCACGCUUUCAGUUCCAGUACUUGGGAGACAGAGGCAGGCAGAUCU
Messenger RNA from Nannospalax galili (Upper Galilee mountains blind mole rat), 1415 nucleotides. It is a transcript of the gene Galr2, whose product is annotated as galanin receptor 2. Gene Ontology annotation, molecular function: galanin receptor activity. The coding region runs from base 247 to 1338 and encodes 363 amino acids. The record is from RefSeq and is a predicted model, not a curated record. Gene Ontology annotation, cellular component: membrane. Gene Ontology annotation, biological process: neuropeptide signaling pathway; negative regulation of adenylate cyclase activity; positive regulation of cytosolic calcium ion concentration. NCBI's taxonomy places the organism in Eukaryota, Metazoa, Chordata, Mammalia, Rodentia, Spalacidae. The transcript is spliced from 2 exons.